AUGAAGCCUCAUCCGUGUCUGAGUAGAGGCUGGAGAGCCGUUGCUCGGCCUCGCCAUACCUCGACUUCAUCCUUGCCAUUCUCGACAUCCUCGAAUUCCUCGACCUCGGCCUCGACCUCAUCCUCAAAACCAACGAUCCCGACUCCCUCCCCAAAGUCUCCCCGUCCCAGUCAAAAUCGCUGGUUAGGAAUUGCACUCGUGGGAGCAACAGCUGCGGCUGCAGGAGCAUACAUCCGGUCUCAAAGUACCGACUCCGCGACCCUAAAUCCAGAUACGUUCACCAAGUACCGCCUCGUAUCUCGCGAGCCAGUGUCAUCUACGAGCAGUCUCUUCACCCUGCGACCGCGUAAACCCAGUGAACACAAUUACGACGUCUACGAAGAUGCAUGGAGGACCGGAGUAUGGAGUGUAAUGUUCAAGCAGCCGCAGCUACAGAUCGGCCGGGACUACACACCGCUACCUACGACCGCGGCGACAUCGUUAAGCGUGGACGACGAGAAUGAGGGAUGUUUGCGGUUCUUCAUCCGCAAGGAUCCAUUCGGUGAGGUAUCACGGUACCUGCAUACGAUUGAUGUAGGUGCUGAUGUGGAAAUGCGUGGCCCGAAGAUUGAAUGCGCUAUUCCGGCUGAAACAGACGAUAUUCUAUUUAUUGCUGGCGGAACUGGGAUUGCGCCGGCGCUACAGGCUGGGUAUUCUCUUUUGACUCGCACGACUCGUGAGCGUCGACCAAGGAUUCAUAUUUUAUGGGCGAAUCGGCUGAAGGAUGACUGUGCUGGUGGUCAGAGUGACUCUGCGAAGCCCCAGGCCCGAGGCUGGUUCUCUGGGUGGUUUGGCUCAUCUCAGAGUCAUGAGCUUGAGAGCAAGAAACAGGAUGCUGUUGCUGUUAUGGAAGACAAGCACACUUCUCGGAUCGUACGAGAGCUUGAGGCGCUCAAGUCACAAUACCCUGGGCAGGUCACCGUGGACUACUAUUUGGACGAGGAGAACACUUUUAUUGGGAAGAAAGAUAUCUUGAACUCGAUCCAAUCCACGCCGACAGACGGCUCCCGCAAGAGCAAGUUGAUCUUGGUUUCCGGGCCCGAGGGCUUCAUCAGCUAUAUGGCUGGACCAAAGCUCUGGGCUCAGGGACAGGAGCUCCAAGGACCUCUGAAAGGAGUGAUUCGGGAACUUGACCUCAAAGAGUGGGGCGUUUGGAAGCUCUGA
Molecule: messenger RNA, 1203 nt
Organism: Penicillium nucicola
Lineage: Eukaryota; Fungi; Ascomycota; Eurotiomycetes; Eurotiales; Aspergillaceae
Product: cytochrome b5 reductase family protein
Exons: 1
Coding region: 1-1203 (400 amino acids)
Molecular function (GO): oxidoreductase activity
Source: RefSeq, a predicted model, not a curated record